Juglans regia (Persian walnut) is the source of this 1047-nucleotide messenger RNA. RefSeq lists its product as uncharacterized. The transcript has a single exon. The record is from RefSeq and is a predicted model, not a curated record. Gene Ontology annotation, cellular component: nucleus. The coding region runs from base 1 to 1047 and encodes 348 amino acids. Lineage: Eukaryota; Viridiplantae; Streptophyta; Magnoliopsida; Fagales; Juglandaceae.
AUGGAUUCUUCGUCGGAUAUCCCUGCCGCCGGCAGAUCACCAAGAAUUAGAGAGCUCCAAGGUACUCGUCCCCCGCGUCUCAGAAUAAACACAGAAUCCCACAAGAUCAAGAAACGUUCCCCGGCGCAGCCACACUCUCAGCCUCGAAAGCCAGUCGUAAUCUACUUGGACUCACCUAAGAUAAUUCACAUCAGCCCAGAAAACUUCAAGACACUUGUUCAACGCCUGACCGGAUUGCCAUCAUCAUCCUCGUCUUCAUCUUCUUCCACAUCCAUCGUUGAUCAGUCUAGCAACCCUUUCAACGGCAACAACAAUGGUACAAUAUCGUCGACGGCGGCUCUUGAUCAAGGGAAGAAACAGCAAGAAGCUGGUGGCGUCGACGUGGGUGGCAUGGCAGGGAUAUUGGGUGUUGAUCGCGGGGUUGAGAUGAUGGGUUCUUUUCCGGGAAUACUGUCACCAGUGCCAACUACACUUCCUCCAAUUCCACCAAACUUUUUCUCCCCCCCAUCUGUUCCGACCCAUCUUAGCAAUUUCUUUCCCGAUUUAAGCCCUGUACUGCUUCAUGGUGGCACGAACAAUCACAUGGAAGGUAGUUUCAUGCCAAGUUCUUCGAACUUAGUUUCAGUACCACCAAUUACAUACCGGCCUAGUAUAACUUCAUCGAUAAAUUACUUAUUCAACAUUUCUUUGGGCAUGGAAGGUAGUACUUUCAUGCCUAGACCUUCAAGCUUUGGUUCACCUCCAAUGACAUACCCUAAUAAUUCAUGUUACUCAUUCAACAAUUCUUUUGGCAUGGAAGGCGGUUUCAUGCAGCCUAGUCCUCCAAGCUUUCAUGUUUCACCUCCAAUGGCAUACCCUAGUACAAUACCAUCCAUAGAUCAGUAUUCAUUCAACAAUUCUUUUGGCAUGGAAGGUAGUUUCAUGCAGCCUAGUCCUCCAAACUUUGUUUCGCCUCCAGUAUUGACAUACCCUAGUACAACUCCAAUAUCCAUAGAUGAUGACGAUGAUAUUGAUGAGAACUUAUUAAAUAGUUUUUUUGGCAAUUGA